Molecule: messenger RNA, 558 nt
Organism: Meloidogyne enterolobii
Lineage: Eukaryota; Metazoa; Nematoda; Chromadorea; Rhabditida; Meloidogynidae
Source: the annotation of a GenBank genome assembly
AUGCUCAGAAACGGCAAAAAUAGGCGGUUUUAUUCAAAAAUUGGCAUUGAAGGAAAUCAAGAAAAAAGUAAAAAGAAGAUUGCAAAUGCACAAAAAGCUGAGAGGGCCAGAGUUGGAAAGGCAUUGAAAGCAACAGUACAUUUUUCAUCUACCCCCGGACCAAAAACAAAAGAAGUAGCAUCACAGACAGAGCAACAAACAAUCCCCCCUACAAGUAAAGAUGAAUCAGUUCAAACUGAGCUCCCAACAAUGCAAGAUGCUUGUGCUCAAACUGAACCUAUGGAACAAUAUACUCAGCUAGUAUACGACAAUUUACUCUUAAAAUCUCAAUUAAAAAAUUUAAAAGAAGAAAAUGUAAAUCAAGCAAAAAAGAAGAAUCAAUGUAAAGAAGCAGCAUUAAAGCCAAGAAAAUUACUUGAAAAUUUAACAAAUAAGCAGAAAACUAAAAGAGCUGAUGAAAUUGCAAAAUUUAUCAAAAACAGGAGUCCAAGUUUUUUUUAUUUAUUAUUAUUUUUUUAUAAAUAUCAGGUGCUGAGCGUUGUUCAGCUCAUCAAUUGA